GAGACGACCGUUGGACCCGAAGACGUGUUUUAAGGAAUGUUAUUUUUUUUAUAUAAACAAAAUCAAUACAAAAAGUACAUGGGGGAACACAAGAAUAUAGAAAUAAUAUAGAAAGGACAAUUGGGCUAGGGGGUACAAUAUCACAUUACACAAGGACCUUAAGGGACAUACACACACUUAGACAUAACAUACAUAACAGCUUUUUUGUUGGUAGAAUAUUUCAUUGUCUUAAAAUUUGGUUCAAUUUAUUUUGUAAGGUAAGAAAAUGUUUUAUUUGUAAAUUUACAUUUGUGAAUAUGACAUUUGGCCAAAAUAAUAAUAAAAUUAAUUACCUAGAAUUGUUUCAUAUUGGCACUCCCCAGUAGGCGCAGUUCUCCAUAGGAAUUAAUAGAAUGCUACAGUAUUUCAAUUAGAAUGUUUGAAUGACAAAUUUACAUGUAUUUAGGUAUAUGUUUGUUAUAAUGGGGACAGUACUUUUUCAUAUUUAAUUUUUAUGUUUAGGUCACAAUAUGUAAAAGUAUGCAUUAAGGUAUCUGUAAUAGAAUACAUGUGGCAAAAAUGUAUGUAGACAUUAAUAAAUACAUUUCUAUAGCCUCCAAAAUAUAUAUAUUUUUACAGCGGUGAGGGAGUGCCAAGAUGGAGGCAUGGUGGCUUUAAUACAGUUACCCAUCUAGUGUAUAUAUAAAUAAUUGACGGCAAAGGCUGUUGAAGAAUGGUGCGCACACGGUUUUGGGGAAAUGUGUCUUUCAGUACAAACCUUCACAUAACCUAGCAAAUGUGGAAUCAAACUGAACGCACCCCUGAAAAAAUGAAUAAAAAUGAACCCAGGGCAGAUGCGCACCGAGAGAUGGCUACACCUGUCCGUUUCUAUGAAAUCAAUUAAAUAUCGUAUUCAUCUGCACUACCUAAGAAGACAGACAAGAGCAAUAUUUCAAGGUGGGCCUACUCUAUUGGGGAGAUUGUCUAGCCAAGCCAGCACUAUCAAGUGAGUGCAGGCGAAGGAAAGGAGAAAAGGAGAGGAAGCAAUGGACUUUAGACUUUUGGGAUGAUACACCCACUGGUUAAAGUCCAUUUGGAGGCGUGCAGCUGUUAAACUUCUGCACUUCUCACUGGGAAAUCAGCACAGGCCACUCUAAUAAGUAAUGGAGAUUCCAGUAUUCAUUGUUGAUGCAUUUACCAAUUUACCUUUCAAAGGAAAUCCUGCAGCAGUUUGUCCCCUUUUACAUGAAUUGCAGGAUGAUAUGUACCAGAAAAUUGCUGCUGAGAUGAACCUGUCAGAGACUGCCUUCAUCAUAAGGCUAAAUUCAAAAGAUGACUUCAGCUCAGGAGCACGCUUCCGUUUGCGUUGGUUCAGCCCCACCAAUGAGGUUCCUCUGUGUGGACAUGCCACCCUAGCUUCAGCUGCUGUACUGUUUUACAAAAAAAAAAAUGUCAACGCAACAGUGGUAUUUGAGACUUUGAGUGGAGAGCUGUAUGUGCAACAACAGGGGGAAUCUAUAGUGAUGGAUUUCCCUCUGAAUAAACCUACUCCGCUGGGUCUCAAUGAAUUUAAAGACAUAGUUAAUGCUGCUGUGGGAGACCAGCCGGUUCGAGAAGUGUGCCUCUGUGGCACCACCAAAAAGCUAAUGGUGCGCCUUGCUGACACUUGUGACAGGUCAGUGCUCACAUCCCUGCAGCCAGACCCAGCAGUUCUUCUCCGUGUAAACACUGGAGGAAGGGUUAGGGGUCUGAUUGUCACCAUGAUUGGAGCCCCUGGCUGUCAGCCUGGCUAUGACUUCUACUCCAGAAACUUCUCCCCCUGGUUUGGGAUUCCUGAGGACCCUGUGACUGGCUCUGCACAUACUGUCCUUGCAGGCUACUGGUCUGAGAAACUGGGCAAGAAAAAGAUGCUGGCCUAUCAGUGCUCCAGUCGUGGUGGGGAGUUGGAGCUGGAACUACGGGAUGAUGGCAGACUGAAUAUCGCUGGCCAGGCUGUAACCGUCCUGCAAGGGAUUCUAACUGUGUAGAGGCUAUACUGUUCACGUCGACCUAGCCAAAUAAUCUGUAGACCUAGCUGUGGCUACAGAUUAUUUGAGUUUGAGAUUAACAAUUUGAUACAAUGGAAUAGUCAUUUAACAGAUGCUCUUAUCCAGAGCGAUUUACAGGUUUGGGUUAAGUGCCAUGCCAAGGGCACAGGCAGACUUUUCACCAAGUUGGCUCAGGAUUCGAACCAGCGACUUUUCAGUUACUGGCCCAACGGUCUUUAACCGCUAGUCUACCUGCCGCUCUAGUGAACACUCAGCAUACAAUCCUCACCAUUUGUAUUUGGACAGUAAUCUUAACUUAAAAUCUAGGCUCUAUAGCCCAGCAUUUUGGAUUCGAGAUCAAGUUUUGAGUAGGAGGCGAGAAUACAGAAUGUCACUUAAUGUGUGUGUAUUUUCAUACAUAUUGGUUGCAACACUAUAUACACAGAGCGUUGCCAUUCUUAAAAUGACUUAUUUUGGUGUUCAAACUUUUGUUCAUGUUUUAUCUAAAGUCUGGCACUGCAACAUAAGCAUGAGGAAGUAUAUUUCUGGUUAGGGUAAAUUUCUGAAAACCAAGUGAAAUCGCAAAAAAAAGAAAGUGUCUGUAACCUCCUGUUCUCUACAUAUGACCCCAUGUCUGGACUCCAAAAUGCAGAUUUGGUUCCAAUAAAGAAAACUUCUCAUUUAAUAAGACAAAAGCCCUUCAUGAACCAUGUCCCCCCAUUUUAAGUCAGAAUUAGAAUUUAUGCUUCAUUUUCCAAAUACAUAUGGCGAGGACUGUAUUUCAACAGUCUGGAAUUUUACUGACAGGGACACAAGGGAAACAAAUGUACAACACUUAAAAUGAUUUAUUCAUAGAAAUUUUCAAAAAAAGUAAAAGCUUGACAAUCAGCACUGGCUCAGAAACAAGACUAAUGACCAAUCUUAAUCUAACGGAGGUCUGUGAGGCAAUGUCUGAGCAAUUGCUACAGAGCAGAUUUAGUGUAAAUGGUGCCUGUACUUCAACUUUCGAAUGGUCACAUUCUGUUGUAAUAAAAAUCAUUAAAACAAUAACA
Messenger RNA from Oncorhynchus kisutch (coho salmon), 3058 nucleotides. RefSeq names its product phenazine biosynthesis like protein domain containing (gene pbld). Gene Ontology annotation, molecular function: isomerase activity. Lineage: Eukaryota; Metazoa; Chordata; Actinopteri; Salmoniformes; Salmonidae. Bases 1143 to 2006 code for a protein of 287 amino acids. The record is from RefSeq and is a predicted model, not a curated record. Gene Ontology annotation, cellular component: cytoplasm. Gene Ontology annotation, biological process: biosynthetic process. The transcript is spliced from 9 exons.